AAUUAGAAAGCCCAUCCUCGACUGUCCAAUCCACAUCUCGGAUCCGAUGAAUCUCCAACUUCCUCUUUCCUUUUUUCUUACUUCCAUUACUUGAAGAAAACUGGACCUGAGAAAACAAGCAAAAAUUAAAUCUCACUCCAGACGCAAGGCUCGAUCUUGAAAAAACUCACGAUAUAUGUUCUUGAUGCAUCCAUCCGGUUUGUUUUCUCUUCUGUGGAAUUUGAUUGAGCUGUUUAUCUCCGUCUUGACUGUUGAGUUUUUUCACCAUCCAUCUGGUUUGUUUUUAACGAUGUCGUAAUAUUUUUUCCUGAGUUUCUUACCUGUCGAGGAUAUAUUUGGUUUUUCCUUCACUGUGAUUCAGCAACGGAUGGGUUGCUUAGCGUUUCUGGAGGCUUAUAAUUUAAUUGAGUGGCUUUGUGGAAUGUCUUACUUUGAUAAAUAUAUUGGAGGAUAGAAGCUCGUCCUUCUACUUCAAUCGAGAAAUUAAAGUUCCUGACAGUAAUACCAGAAAAAAGACCGCUAUUUCCUGCCCCUGUCCUUCGAAAGUUGUUGUAGAGCUCUCGUCCUCUGUUUGAUCGCAGAUUAUAAUUUUUAGCAACUUUUUUUUAUAAUUUCAGCUGGCUGUUGACGUUCAUUCCCAUUUUCAUAUUGCGCCCAACAUCAAAUUCUGCAUUAGCUCUGCUCAAUUUCCCCUGAAAACUAAUUAAUAGAUAAAAAACCCUGCAAUCCCCAAAUUCCAGUCUUCAUUCAAGAUGGGCCUAUCAAGCCUCCCUGCACCAUCCGAAGGAGUUCUCUGCGUCCUCCUUGUAAAUACAGCCCUCUCGAUCUCAAUUUUCAAAGGCAUCCUCCGGUCCAUCCUUCACAUUGUUGGAAUCCGUUUAUCAUUAUUAUCGUCGCCAUCAGAUUCCUUUGAGACGGCACCACCAGAGCCUUUUGAGUUUCGUGUAACACCAUCAAGUACUUUCAUGGAGGAGUUCCGGUGUCGGAUUCCAGCCAUUCGCUUCAGCUCCAUUUUUGACGAUAAUUGCUCUGACCAUGAGUGUUCUGUCUGCUUGACACGGUUUGAACCGGAUUCCGAGAUAAAUCACCUGUGCUGUGGUCAUUUCUUCCACAAGGUUUGUUUGGAGAAGUGGUUGGAUUAUUGGAACAUAACGUGUCCUCUGUGCAGAACGCCUCUGAUGCAAGAAGAAGAACAUGGAGAAGAAGAAGAAGAAGAAGCAUCUUCUUGCAUUUGGUAGACGAGUACCGGAGACUCACUGGUUCGUAUUGGGUGGGGGGUACUGCUGAAUGCGAUGGCACUCAUCUCAUCUGGAUUAGUGUGUACAUAGCUGUCUGUAUACAGUCCUAGGGCUAGAGGGGGCUGUUGUGUACGUGGGUGAGGAGGGCGUAUUUUUAAAUACGUGUCUUGUACGCUAAUGUUUUGCGUGAGGAUGAUGACAGCUUUUUGUCACAGAAAGUUGUUAGUUAGUGUACAGAUUUUGUAAAUUACUGCAACCUUCUUGGUUGCUUUGUUUUCUACCUUAACCUUAGGUUGUCUGCUUGCUUGUGUGUGGACUGUGGAGGUUCAGCUAGCAUUACCACCAAUUCUUUUUAGGUUAAUAAAGUGGCAGUUUUUUCUUUUUC
Nelumbo nucifera (sacred lotus) is the source of this 1623-nucleotide messenger RNA. It is a transcript of the gene XERICO, whose product is annotated as RING/U-box superfamily protein. Lineage: Eukaryota; Viridiplantae; Streptophyta; Magnoliopsida; Proteales; Nelumbonaceae. The record is from RefSeq and is a predicted model, not a curated record.